AUGACAAUAUCUACUUUCGAUCACGUGUCUGCGGGGCGACUUAGACGGAUUGCGCGUCAUCUCGCCUUCCCAAAUUUUUCCCUUCUGCUGCAGCUCGUAUCCAAAACAUCUAUCUAUAGUACGGAGUAGAGAGAGAGAAAGAUGUUUAACUCGGUGAAUCUGGGCAACUUCUGCUCCCAGACGCGCAAAGACCGGACAUCCGAGUUUGGGGACAGGACAGGCUGCGCGUCCAACAUCUACCUCCCCAGCUGCACCUACUACGUCCCCGAGUUUUCUGCCGUCUCUUCGUUUCUUCCACAGGCCCCGUCCCGGCAAAUCAGCUACCCUUAUUCCACAAAUCUGUCUCAAGUACAGCCGGUACGGGAAGUUUCAUACGGCUUGGACCCUGCUAGUAAAUGGCACCACAGAAGCAAUUAUGCAUCGUGCUACUCGGGAGAGGAUCUGGUGCAUAGGGACUGUCUUCCACAAUCCACCAUGACAGAAAUGCUUAUGAAGAACGAGAGUGUAUACAGCCACCACCAUCACCAUCACACCCAUCCGGGCUCCAAUCACCCUUCCACAGGUUUUUAUUCCGGCGUGGGGAAAAACAACGUCCUCCCUCAAGGUUUCGACCGCUUUUUUGAGACCGCAUACUGCAGCAGCACGGACAAUCAGUCAGACAAUUGUUUACAAAAGGGCGAGGGGGGAAAGCUGGAAAGCGACUCCCAGCAGCAGCAACAGCAGCAGCAACAGCAACAGCAGCCCCCAGCCUCUGUACCCGGAGCCCCGGAGCAGGAAAAAGACCCAGAAGAUGAGGAGGAACAUACAAAUUCGGGCUCUUGUACUUCUUCCUCCGCAACAACCAAGGACGGCAACGCCAGCAAGAACAGCCACUCGAGCACUCCUCGCACAAGGAAGAAGAGGUGUCCAUAUUCCAAGUUUCAGAUUCGAGAGCUGGAGCGGGAAUUCUUCUUUAACGUUUACAUCAACAAAGAGAAAAGGCUUCAACUAUCCCGAAUGCUAAACCUCACCGACCGUCAGGUUAAAAUUUGGUUUCAGAAUAGAAGAAUGAAAGAGAAGAAACUGAGCAGAGAUCGCCUCCAGUACUUUUCUGGAAACCCCCUAUUGUGAGCAGAAAGUGUCAC
Sphaeramia orbicularis (orbiculate cardinalfish) is the source of this 1124-nucleotide messenger RNA. RefSeq names its product homeobox C11a (gene hoxc11a). The record is from RefSeq and is a predicted model, not a curated record. Gene Ontology annotation, cellular component: nucleus. Gene Ontology annotation, biological process: anatomical structure development; regulation of transcription by RNA polymerase II. Gene Ontology annotation, molecular function: DNA-binding transcription factor activity, RNA polymerase II-specific; RNA polymerase II cis-regulatory region sequence-specific DNA binding. Lineage: Eukaryota; Metazoa; Chordata; Actinopteri; Kurtiformes; Apogonidae.